Messenger RNA from Periophthalmus magnuspinnatus, 2957 nucleotides. RefSeq names its product minichromosome maintenance complex component 4 (gene mcm4). Gene Ontology annotation, molecular function: single-stranded DNA helicase activity; ATP binding; ATP hydrolysis activity. Lineage: Eukaryota; Metazoa; Chordata; Actinopteri; Gobiiformes; Gobiidae. Gene Ontology annotation, cellular component: MCM complex; nucleus. Bases 69 to 2651 code for a protein of 860 amino acids. The record is from RefSeq and is a predicted model, not a curated record. Gene Ontology annotation, biological process: DNA replication; mitotic DNA replication initiation; DNA strand elongation involved in DNA replication. The transcript has 17 exons.
UGACGUCACCCGAGUUUCGCGCCACAUCUGCUGGAGACCGAGCUGUUCAGAGGCACAGAAUAUCAACCAUGUCUUCUCCUACUUCAACUCCUGGUCGUAAACGUGGGAGGGACGCCAACCCUUCUACUCCCAGCAGUGAGGGUCCGACUUCUCCCCCCUCCCAGCGCCGCAGAGGGCAGGACUCCUCCACCGAUGGUCUGAUGCCCAUGCCCACUUCUCCAGUCACAGGCGUGCUCAGUCCUGCUGUCCCCCAGGAUACGUCACUGUUUUCCAGCCCGCGGCCUUCAGUGGCUCCAAAUGAAGUGGAUAUGAGCUCCCCGCUGAUGUAUGGGACGCCCAGCAGCCGCGUCGAUGCCACUCCACGCAGCUGUGUCAGGGGCACACCUGCUAGACAGCGCCCUGACCUGGGAUCUGUGAGGAAGGCUCCACAAGUGGACCUGCAGUCGGAGCCACAGAGUACCGAUGGCACUGCUGUGGGCAGUGAGACCAAUUCAGGGCAGAAGUUGGUCAUCUGGGGAACGGAUGUUAAUGUUGGAACCUGCAAGGAGAAGUUCCAGAGAUUUUUGCAAAGGUUUAUCGACCCAAACUCCACUGAAGAUGAAAAUGCAGGACUGGACCUCAACGAGCCGCUGUACAUGCAAAAGCUGGAAGAGAUCAGUGUUGUUGGAGACCCAGUUUUGAAUGUAAAUUGUCUGCACAUUCAGACCUUUGAUGCAGAGCUGUACAGGCAGCUCAUCAGCUACCCACAGGAAGUUAUCCCCACUUUUGACAUGGCCGUGAAUGAACUUUUCUUUGAACGCUUUCCCGACUCCAUCUUGGAGUUCCAGAUUCAAGUCCGCCCCUACAACGCCCUGAAAACCCGAAACAUGAGGAGCCUGAACCCAGAAGACAUUGAUCAGCUCAUCACCAUCAGCGGCAUGGUGAUCCGCACGUCUCAGCUCAUCCCUGAGAUGCAGGAGGCUUUUUUCCAGUGCCAGGUGUGCGCCUACAGCACGAGGGUGGAGGUGGAUCGCGGCCGCAUCGCUGAGCCUGCUGUGUGCCGCCACUGUAACACCACCCACAGUCUGGCACUCAUUCACAACCGCUCAGCCUUUUCAGACAAGCAGAUGAUUAAAGUCCAAGAGUCUCCUGAAGACAUGCCUGCGGGUCAGACGCCUCACACAACCGUCGUGUACGCCCACAACGACCUGGUGGACAAGGUGCAGCCAGGAGACAGGGUCAACAUCACUGGCAUUUACAGAGCGGUCCCUGUGCGAGUGAACCCAAGACAGAGCAACGUCAAGUCCGUGUACAAGACCCACAUCGACGCCAUCCACUUCCGCAAGACCGACGAGAAGCGGCUGCACGGGCUGAGUGAGGACGCCGAACAGAAGCUCUUCACUGAGGACCGCGUGCAGACUCUGAAGGAGCUGGCAGCCAAACCAGACGUGUACGAGCGUCUCUCCUCUGUCCUGGCUCCCAGCAUUUAUGAACAUGAGGACAUCAAGAAGGGCAUCUUGCUGCAGCUCUUCGGCGGCUCUCGUAAGGACUUCAGUCAGACCGGGAGAGGCCACUUCCGAGCUGACGUUAACGUUCUUCUUUGCGGAGACCCUGGUACAAGUAAAUCCCAGUUACUGCAGUACGUCUACAACCUGGUCCCACGCGGUCAGUACACCUCAGGGAAGGGCUCCAGCGCUGUCGGUCUCACGGCGUACGUCAUGAAGGACCCUGAGACUCGCCAGCUCGUCCUGCAGACCGGAGCGCUGGUUCUGAGCGACAACGGCAUCUGCUGCAUCGAUGAGUUUGAUAAGAUGAGUGACAACACGCGCUCGGUGCUGCACGAGGUCAUGGAGCAGCAGACACUGUCCAUCGCCAAGGCUGGUAUCAUCUGUCAGCUCAAUGCUCGUACUGCGAUUCUGGCUGCAGCGAACCCUGUGGAAUCCCAAUGGAACCCCAAAAAGACCACAAUAGAGAACAUUCAGCUGCCGCACACGUUAUUAUCCAGGUUUGACUUGAUCUUCCUGAUGCUGGACCCCCAAGACGAGGCGUACGACCGCAGAUUAGCCCACCACUUGGUGUCGCUGUACUACCAGAGUGAAGAGCAGAUGGAGGAGGAGUAUCUGGAUAUGGCUGUGCUCAGGGAUUACAUCGCUUAUGCACGAACGUACAUAAACCCGAGACUGAGCGAGGAGGCCAGCCAGGCUCUGAUCGAGGCCUAUGUGGACAUGAGGAAGAUUGGCAGUGGGCGUGGCAUGGUGUCUGCCUACCCCCGACAGCUCGAGUCUCUGAUUCGCCUGGCAGAGGCACACGCCAAGGUGCGUUUCUCGGAGAAGGUGGAGACGAUCGACGUAGAAGAGGCCAAGAGGCUGCACAGAGAGGCCCUUAAACAGUCUGCUACUGACCCCAGGACCGGCUUUGUGGACAUCUCCAUCCUCACCACAGGGAUGAGCGCCACGGCUCGUAAGCGCAAGGAGGAGGUGGCUCAGGCACUGAAGAAACUGAUUCAAACCAAAGGAAAGACCCCGGCCAUGAAAUACCAGCAGCUGCUCGAGGACCUCCGAGGACAAUCUGAAGCGGCCAUCACCAAGGAGCUGUUUGACGAGGCUCUGCGGGCUCUGGCUGAUGAAGAUUAUUUGACAGUGACAGGGAAAACGGUCCGUCUGCUCGCCUAAAGCCUCUUCAGUUUCUACAGUUACUUUUCCAGAUUCUUGUAUGAUUAAAAUUACAUUGUGAAGAAAAAAAUUACCGAAACUUGUUAAUGUUUUGUCUUGCUGUAAAUGCUCUGUAGAAAGUUUGAUGUGGUGAGUCAACCUUGUGCUUUAAUGUGUCUUAAUUAUGUUAUUGUUAAAAAUGUUUGCUGGCGUUGAUCACUAUAUAUUAAAUACUUAAAACAACAAUAUGCUUUAUAAUUGGCUCAUUAUGUGCAGCUGAUGUUCAGUUGUUGUGUCAUUAACAGUAGUUAAAUAAAUAAAUGUCAC